UGUAAAUUGUGUUCAAGAGGACCUAGCUCUACCCAUUCUUUUAACAAUCCGUCUCUCAGAUUUAUUCUGAGUGUAAAAGUAAAAGCUAUGGAUUUUUAAGUAAACAAACCUUCAUCUUUUUGACAAUAGGAGUAGAUUAUUCGUUCACAUAUGUUGCUUUUACAUGCUUCAAGCAUCUUAAGAGCCCAUGGGUAGAACUUGCCCUUAAAAACCGGCUUGUAAGGGAAGGAUGGCCUGUGAAAUUACACUUUUGUCUUUCUCACAGGCUUCCAUUUCCCUUGCCUGACCUAACUAUAUUUAUGAUACAACCUUCCUACGCAUAUCCUCAAACCCAGUAUUGCGAAAGCCCACUUGGUUAUGGGAGCAGUGUCUUUUGUUUUUCCUUAGCACUAAGAGAAUAAUACUGAGUAACAGAUCUACCUUGGAUUUGUUGCAAUCUGUCCUCAAUCAUCUAUGUUUCCUUAUCUGUAACUAUAAAUAUGUAAUGUGCCUUUUGUAAACGGCAGGCUGAAUGACAUUUGCAAUUUCUUUCUUUUCAUUACUAUUUUAUUGAAGUAUCCUUUGCAAUUUCUGCUCUUUCAUUUACAAACUCCUUUCUAUAAGCCACACCCUAUCAAUUUAUCAAUCUGAGCCUCCUCCUCCUCCUCCUCACUUAUACUCUAGUCUCUAUCGUCUCUCUUUAGUCCUUAUUAUUUCUUUUUUAGUCACAUUCAGUAAUUUCUUGUAAAGGUCGCGUUUUGCGCUCUCAACCAGGGCAUUGGAAAGGGAGUCACACAUUUGCUACUAAGCAGAUUAAUGGAAACCCAGGUUGUUAAAAAUUAGAGAUUACAGAGAAAAUAUCAUAAUUUUGAAUCGUAGGCAUAGAGAUUCUAUAAAAUACAUAUAUAUAUCACAGCACAGAGAAAAAAGCUAAUCGUUAGUUAUUAAACAAACAAAAAAAGAUGAAAAAUUUAUGACCAAGAUCAGCAUCACAUCAAAUCAUAACUCGUUAAAUUUAUCAACGAAAUAAAUUGUAUUUAUUUUUUUGUGAAAAAGUAAAGUGCAAUUAAACAAAAAAAGCCCAAAAAAUUAUAGAAGUAUUUUUUGGUGAAAAGUUAAAUGGAUAUUACCCAACUAGAGAGACCCACCCGAUAGCCAUACCACCCAAAUUAACCCAAACUCAAAUCAAACCCCAUUUGUUUUCAGAGCUCUCCCUCCCUCCUUCCUUUACAAUUACUUAUCGUCGCAUCUGAUCUCACUCACGACGAAGCUUACCUUGACACUCCAGCAACCAGGAUCUCUGGCUGGUGUUCAAAUGGUAAUUAGAUAAAAUCAAUCCCCAUCCGUGACUGUUUUGCCAGCACUGACUCACUGAGCUAUCGUCCAUCGCCGAUGAUAAACACUUCAAAAGUUCUUUGAUAGUCUAGCAUUAGCUGCAGUUUUCCUGUUUCUUAGACCCUGAUGUCUCUCAGAAAGCCCCCGCUUCCCCGUCUCCUUCUCGACAAUGUCUCUUGUAUGAGGAAUGCCCAACAAAUCUUGAGACAUGUAAAUGCCUCCAUUCAUGAUGGUGGAGCACUUGUACUGAUGGGCACUAAUGGCUCAGGCAAGACUACCUUCCUGCGUAUGUUGGCUGGAUUUUCUCGUCCUUCAGCUGGUCAGGUCCUGUGGAACGGGCAUGACAUCACAGAUUCAGGUGUUUUCCACCAGUACAAGCUUCAACUUAACUGGCUCUCCCUUAAAGAUGCUGUGAAGGAGAAGUUCACAGUUCUGGACAAUGUUCAGUGGUUUGAAGUUCUUGAAGGCAAGCAGGGGAAUUCAAUGCCAGCUUUGGAGCUGAUGGGGCUUGGGAGACUGGCAAAGGAGAAAGCAAGAAUGCUGUCGAUGGGGCAGCGGAAAAGGCUGCAGCUCGCGAGGUUGCUGGCAAUGGAUAGGCCAAUCUGGUUGCUUGAUGAGCCUUCUGUUGCUUUGGACACUGAGGGGCUGAAGUUGCUUGAAUAUAUCAUUGCAGAGCAUAGGAAGAAAGGUGGAAUUGUGAUUGUGGCAACACAUCAGCCAAUUGAGAUUGAAGAUGCUAUGUAUUUGAGGCUGCCACCUAGGUUCCCAAGGAGGAUGACUCUGGUAGAUAUGCUUGAUCGUUCGGAUUUUUGAAUUUAAAUUUACAAGGAAAAAAUUUUGUCAUUGAGAUUAUGAGAUUGAGAAGUCCUGUUAGUGGUGUUCAGUAGAAGAUUCUAAGCCAUUGCAAAAUGCAAAUUAUGGACUUCUGAUUUCUAUAGUUAAUGGUAACAAAACGUUUUUGCA
Molecule: messenger RNA, 2277 nt
Organism: Prunus avium (sweet cherry)
Lineage: Eukaryota; Viridiplantae; Streptophyta; Magnoliopsida; Rosales; Rosaceae
Gene: ABCI1
Product: non-intrinsic ABC protein 10
Biological process (GO): cytochrome complex assembly
Molecular function (GO): ATP hydrolysis activity; transmembrane transporter activity; ATP binding
Source: RefSeq, a predicted model, not a curated record